AUGGCUUCUUCUAAAAAAUAAAAGAAAAAGAUAAAUAAUUAAUUGAGUAAAAAAAAGACGAUAAGGACUAAUAUCAGAAAAACAAAGUGUGAUUAGUUGGCUCAAUAUGUGAAGAAAUUCUAGAAUUAAUUUAAGUUAAAUUAAUUAGAUUCAGACAAAUAGGAGAUCAUUCCUUCAUAUUAGAGCAUUCCUACAAGUUAUUAGCUUAAAGGGAAAAAGAAGUUUCAAAAGAAGGAAGCAGUAAAAGGACUGGUGGGAUUGAAAAACUUGGGAAAUAAGUGUUAUAUGAAUGCGUCGAUAUAAUUACUUAGUAAUCUGCAGCCAUUAUCAGAUUAUUUUAUUGAAGAUUUCCAAUUAACAGAGAUUAAUCGAAAGAAUCCGAUCUCCACGUAAGGUUUAGCAACUGUAGCAUUUGCCAACCUAAUAAAGAGUCUCUGGCAAAUGGACAUUCAGAAACUCACCGUCAAGGGAACACCAAUUAUUAUACCUGAGGAAUUCAACAAGAUUAUUGGGUAUUGCAAUAAGUCCUUUUCAGACAAUACACAAUAAGAUGCUUAGGAAUUUCUGAUGUAUUUGCUUGACAUGAUACAUGAGGAUCUGAACAGAGUAACAUUUCCGAUCAAGAGUGUGCAAUUGAGAGAAUACUCUGGAGAUUGUAAUUAGAGAGAGUUAGAGAAAUAAGCAGCAGAAACUUGGGGUGAUUAUCUACAACGAAGCAAAUCUAUAAUAGUAGAUCUAAUGCAAGGACAAUUCAAGAACUCAUUGAAAUGUUUGAGUUGCGAUAAUUACACCUAUAAAUUUGAGCCUUUGAUGUAUUUGAGUGUUCCGAUCCCAGAAUCUGAGGAAUGCUAAUUAAUCGAAUGCAUAAAGGAGUAUGUCAAAGAGGAGUAGUUGACAAAUGGGAAUUAAUGGUUUUGUGAGAAUUGUCAUAAGCUAGUGGAUGCGAUAAAGAAGAUAGAUUUGUGGAAAUUACCUACUAUUCUAAUAAUCCAUCUUAAGAGAUUUAAAUUUAUAGAGAAUGGAAUUAAGAAAAUUGAAUAGGCAAUCAACUUCCCUAUGGAGAGUUUGAACUUAAGUUAGUGCUUACCGAAACUGUAAAAAGAAAAGCCUAUCUAUGAAUUAUUAGGAGUUAUUUGCCAUACCGGAACAAGUGAUAGAGGUCACUAUUACACAUACGCAAGAAGCAAAGAGAAUUUUAAUUGGUAUCUAUUUAACGACAGGUAAGUCAAGUAAGUGAAUUUCACUGAGAUACCUCAAGAAGAUGCCUACCUAUUGAUGUAUGGCAAAAGCACAAUCCCAUUGAUCAAACGUCAAACUAUUUCAUUUCCUGAAAAUUGGCCUCAUGUAAUAAAAUGA
Messenger RNA from Paramecium tetraurelia, 1356 nucleotides. RefSeq lists its product as uncharacterized. The transcript has 3 exons. Lineage: Eukaryota; Ciliophora; Oligohymenophorea; Peniculida; Parameciidae. The record is from RefSeq and is a predicted model, not a curated record. Gene Ontology annotation, molecular function: cysteine-type deubiquitinase activity. Gene Ontology annotation, biological process: protein deubiquitination.